Messenger RNA from Rhipicephalus microplus (southern cattle tick), 639 nucleotides. RefSeq lists its product as uncharacterized. Lineage: Eukaryota; Metazoa; Arthropoda; Arachnida; Ixodida; Ixodidae. The record is from RefSeq and is a predicted model, not a curated record.
AUGAGUGCAGGGCGCAUAUGGAAUAUUCUCACGCACCUGCUGAAUCCAACCAGCACGAGAACGGCGACUCGUGUCCAGAUGGCCAAGCUACGACACAAGUACAAAGAUGAUCCGCAGGCCUUCGUGGAGGAGAUCAUCCAGACGCACCUCACUCGCCCGGCAGGUGAGAGUCGCAUGGAAUACUGUGGGGCUCCCAACGAGGAACUAGACGCGGAAAUUUUCAUGCAGGAAAUUAGAGCAGUCCUUCAGCUACUGAAGACCAAAUCGGCACCCGGUCCUGACAAGAUGAGGAACCUGAAUGUUGAUGCCAUUGAGAAGCUACGUCAGUAUAUCAACGCAUGCUGGAAGGAAGGCCGUAUUCCACAAGAACGGAAGACAGCGGAUGCCAUACUGAUACCCAAGCCAGGUAAACCGCUUGAGGUUCGAAAUAUGAGGCCGUUAUCUCUGACGUCCUGCGUCGGGAAAGUCAUGGAGCACGCCUGCCUCAACAGGGUGACGACGAUUCCCGAGAAGCGGGAUGCCUUCGGCACUCACAUUAUCGGCUUCCGCAGAGGACUUUCAAUGCAGGAUGCUAUGCUGCAAAUUAAGGAACAGGUCAUUAAGCACCAAGCACGCACGUGCGCGCCCUGCUUGGGUUAG